AUGGCCGCAUCGAUUGGUUGGGCAGUGUCUCGGGUCUUGAUCUGGCGAAACAAAGAGAACCGUCCGUCUCGACGCAGCAUGAUCGCUAGCGUGUUCAGCCUAUUCAACAUCGAAGCCGUCCUUUGUGUCUUCUACGCUGUCUGGGCCACCAUCGUGAACCUGCUCAACGCCUCGGAUUUCCAAAACGCCAUUUUAUUGUUCGCAGACCCAGUCAACAUUAAUGAAGAAGGCAGCGCAGAGGCCAUCGACUCGCUAGCCAUCGUCAUUAACGAUCUUAUGAGAAUCGCCGACAAAACUGAAGUUCUACGUGCGAUUGGUGCCGUCGCCAUCGCUCUGCUGUGUCUUCAGAUGUUAAAUCGAUUCCUAUUCCACCCUCAGCUCAACAUCCUCACUCGCACUAUUGCCAGCGCACUGAAGCAAUUUUUCGCCUUCUUCAUUGUGUUUAUUGUGAACUUCACGGGGUUCACAAUCAUCGGCUCGAUGAUAUUCGGCGAUCGUGCGAAGGAAUUCUCGUCACUGGCGAACUCAAUGAUCGUGGUCGGAAUCGUGCUGAUGAACAUGAUGCUCGCUAUCGUGCUGGAUGCCUACGAUCGAGUGAGUAAGGAGAGCUACAGGAAGGCGGCCAACCUAAAGCUUGCAAACCGCGUGUUAACUAUUUGCUGGGAUAUUGUCUGCGAGCUGCGCAUUGAGAUGUUCGCCCGAGGGACCGUGGUAUCUCGUGGAAAGAUUAGGCCAAGUGUGCUGGAAUGGACGCUGAAAAACAGCAAGGACACACACAUGGUGACGGAACAGACGAUGAAGGAGCUGUUUGCGCAUGCCGGGGAUGAAGCUUCAAUACAUUCAAUCGAGAUAGUGAACGCUGUGAAAGCUGGGGAAGCGGGCUCGAACGGAGACGAGACUAUCACGACAGUGAAUGUGGCUUCCAGAAAUAAUGCUUAA
Molecule: messenger RNA, 939 nt
Organism: Phytophthora sojae
Lineage: Eukaryota; Oomycota; Peronosporomycetes; Peronosporales; Peronosporaceae
Exons: 1
Coding region: 1-939 (312 amino acids)
Source: RefSeq, a predicted model, not a curated record